GCGAAAUCCUAGCGACAAACCUUGACAACUCUGGAUUUCCGGUGUUUUCUGCAUUGCCGUGCUCCCGAACUUCCUGAGGACCACUUACGGUAACGAAUGUAUUAGGCAUCCGAGCACCUUCAAUGAAAUAAGCUCAAUAUUUGGGCUAUUCGAAUGGUUCAUAGAACGUCAAAUCAUUUCCUUGGCAUCAAAUUCUGCUCACGCAAGUUUGAGUACUAUCUCGAACCGCAACGACGAGUUUUUCCUCCACUCCAAUGAGACUAAAGCCGUGCUGCUUUUGAACACUUCACUUCAUACUUUCGAGACACUGAUUUUGCGGGUUUUGAAUUCACCGUUUUAAACCACGAGACUUAGUAACCUGAAAUGGACGGAAUCGAGGACGACGCCGCCGCGGCAUGGUGGGUUUGGGCUUUGCUCUGGAUUUGUGCACUAGCAUCAUUCUGGUCCCAAGCCACUGUAACUGAAGAGAGGUAAGAUCCAUUGAAAAUGGGUCGUUUCUGCGCAUAUGUGUCUGUUCUCCCUUGAUUUCUUAUCUCGUGGCAUAUCCUUCUGUUCUUCAGGCUUGUACCUGCCUUGAAUGUGAUAUCAAGUCACUAUAAAAUUCCACCAGAUAUCGCAGGUGCUACUUUAAUGGCUGCAGGCGCAUCUUCUCCCGAGCUAUUUUCUUCUAUCGUCGCCCUUUUUGUGACCCACUCUGCUCUGGGCUUGGGCACUGUUGUUGGAUCCGAAAUCUUUAAUCAACUGAUCAUUUGUGCAGGGGCAGUUUUUGCAUCGAAAUCUGGAAAGUUGAUUCUUGACAAAACCAUUCUGGCUCGGGAAGUCGGCUUCUACGCACUCGGAAUCAUCCUUCUGUACUUAGCUCUUCGGGACACCAAACCAUUGGGGGAUGAUCCGGACGGUCCAAAUUAUAUUUUCAUUUCCUUUUCUGAGGCCACAAUGGUAUUCAGUGGAUACAUUCUCUACGUGGUCGUUUGUUCCAACUUCAAUGCCAUAGUUGGCCACUUGACAAAAGCGAAGAAAAAGGUCCGCUUAACACUAGCCUCUUUAAGUACAAAAAAGUUUUAUGGUACAGCUGUUUCUACGAAGGUAAGGAUUAGUGUACUGCAAGAAUAUAUUUUCAUAUAACUUGUUGCUGUAUGAUGCUAUUCGAACGGAUCUGAACUUAAAUCUUUUCGCUUAGAAUCUUCAUCCGGGAAAAAUGGAUUUUCUCAUUGAAGAAAAAAACCUCUCCAAAGAACCUGUAGAAAAUUGGGAAUCUAUUGAAUAUUAUAUGCCUGCAAUUGCCUCCUCGGCGGACGAUGGUGCAUCAAUCAGGUCAGAUGAAAAUUUACUUGAUAGUUCAAGAAGGGCCUCUCUCGCCAAUUCAGUUCGAUCUUCCAUAUUUUCCAUGAACAAUACAGUCCUUCGAAAACUCGUGCGGGCAUCUGAGCGACCAACCGAAAUCUUUAGCCUCCACGACGUCCAGAUCAACGAUUUCAAAAACGAGAUUUCAUGUUUCCUGUAAGUACUGUAUCGACUUGCUUUGCCAUCCCCCUUCGUUUGUAUGGCACGAUAAAUGUCAUUCGCUAGUUCACUCAUUUUAUUGCAGAUUUCAAAGAUCCAUCUUCUACAACAAGGCGUAUUUCGGGCAAAAUGCAUGGCAAUUGAGAUGGUUCACUAUCUCCCCUUUGAAAGUUUCGUCUGUCCCCGACAGCUGUGAUCCAAACCACCAUAGGCUGAAGUAUCCUCAUUUCACAGCCAUCGAAAUCGACGAAAAGCAUCUUAUUAUUAAUAUGAUCAACCCAGUGGAAGGCAAGCGAAACUUUCUUCUCAUGGCUCCAUCGAAACCAAUUUUUGACAAAAUUAUCGAAAAAAUGGAGGUAAGUAAAAUGCACUGGAACAAUGCUUUCAAAAAUGCUAUUCGCACCCUCUUGGUUUCUAACGAACUUCGUCGUCGAAUUUUCUGCGGACAAAAGUUGUUCAUGCAACGUAAUAGUACCACAAACGCUGAAGACUUGAUUAAAGACAACUCGAGUGACGAAAUCGAGGACGAUGAAUUCGAAGGAGCUUCUGGUCACGAGAGUUUGAUCGAACUCAGCGUGGAUAGCACGAAUCUCGAGACAGUCUUCUUUUUCCUAUUGUUUCCUCUCCGCUUGCUCAUACAAGUAACCAUCCCCGAUGUUCGUAUGCUCGAUGAAGAGGGAGAGGUAGCAGCAACAGUCGGAAGAGCCUACCUGUCAACGUUCUCGUGUCUCGUGUGGUUGAUCUUCGGGAGUUACACCAUGGUCGCUUCACUUGAGGCACUCGGUGAGCUGAUGAACAUCCCCGAUGCCGUGAUGGGAUUUACAGUUUCUGCUGCAGGUGAGUGAAAAAAAUACUGUGUUUUUCCAAAAUUCUGUUUUUCCUCAAAAUUAGUAUCAAUCUCAUCGUCACUUACUCACUCGUUUUUGCGCUGCGGUUCGCUAUUUUCAAGGCACAUCGCUUCCCAAUUAUGUUGCAUCAAAGGUAGCAGCUGAAAACGGGUUCGGGAACCAAGCAGUAUCGAAUGCCUUCGGCUCGAAUACGUUCAACAUAAUGGUCGGCCUUGGCCUCCCCUGGAUGCUCUACAUAAGUCUCGGGCUCGGUUUUGAGCCCUACCACGGCCUCAAAGACGACCAUAUUCUCGAUUCUAUCUUGAUCCUCUUUGGUUUUCUGGCGGUUUUUGUCGCGUUCAUGCUGGUCUCUGGUUUUGUCAUGUACAAAUGGCACGGAAUGAUGUUCAUCAUGGGUUACGGGGGAUACAUCGUGUAUGCCAUCGGUGCAGGAUUGUCUGGUUGAAUCGUGCAGAACGCCUUCCGGAUCGAAGGACGAGGAUACAGAUAUUGGAAGAAGAAAGUUUGCAUCUAAUUCGCACCUAGGACAGCAAUUUGCAUCGGCCCGCAAGCUUUUGGUAAAAUCCAGAGCAGGAGAGCGAGAUGUGUAUUGCUUCUCGGCCAACCCGAACGAUGCCGAUUCUAGUACGACCGCUGUUGCAUUUUCCAACUCCCGAAAACCAUAACUG
Messenger RNA from Pseudo-nitzschia multistriata, 3019 nucleotides. Lineage: Eukaryota; Bacillariophyta; Bacillariophyceae; Bacillariales; Bacillariaceae. The record is from the annotation of a GenBank genome assembly.